AUGGCUACUGUCUACCCAGCCGAACAUGCAGCGCUAGCAGGGGAGCCUUUCUCCUUACAGGAAUAUUAUGCCAGUUGCCACAACAAUGGCUCCUUGACACUGCUGUUCAUGCCGAUCUCCCGGCAUAGCCAGAAUAUAAUGGCAUCGCCCCACCGCUCAGCGUCCAUCUCUGUCACAGGGGAGCAUCCAGAUGCCAGCCGUGCCCGGGUUGCCCUGGUCGGCAAUGUGACCAUCUUCAAGGACAUCAACACGGCCCCUGACCUCGAUGCGAUCCAGUCUUGCUAUCUGGCCAAGCAUCCUGACGCACGCCGCUGGCUCCCGGGCCCGAAAGAACCUCACAUUGCGUACUGGGCGAGAUUCGACCCGCAUACCAUCUACUACGUCGGAGGAUUCGGCAGUCAGCAUUACAUUGGCUACGUACCUUUGGCUUUGUAUCAGUCGGCUAGCCCGUCCGCCACUGACGAAGAAUGGGCAGAGGUCAUCAUGGAUUCUCAGGAGCAUCUCAGGGAGUGGUAG
Laetiporus sulphureus 93-53 is the source of this 516-nucleotide messenger RNA. RefSeq lists its product as uncharacterized. The coding region runs from base 1 to 516 and encodes 171 amino acids. The transcript is spliced from 5 exons. The record is from RefSeq and is a predicted model, not a curated record. Lineage: Eukaryota; Fungi; Basidiomycota; Agaricomycetes; Polyporales; Laetiporaceae.